UUGCUUUCUCCCAAAGAUAAGUGAAAAUUCGAUCAAUCGAGAGAAUUUAUAAUAUGGGUGUUCUUGAUUAUUUAUCAAUUUUUUGCACCGUUACAAGUACAAGACGACGUACCAAAAGGAGACCAUUACAGACAGUGGAGAUAAAAGUGAAGAUGGACUGUGAUGGAUGUGAAAGAAGAGUCAAGAACGCAGUUAGACGCAUGAAAGGUGUGAAAACAGUGGAAGUGAUUAGAAAACAACACAGGGUGAUAGUGAGUGGUUAUGUUGAUCCAGCGAGAGUGUUGAAUAGAAUAAAAAGCACUGGAAAAAGAGCAGAAAUGUGGCCAUAUAUUCCAUAUAAUUUGGUGUCUUAUCCAUACGUAGCUCAAGCAUAUGACAAAAAGGCACCUUCUGGUUUUGUUAAAAAUGUGCCACAAGCACUAAUUACACCUAAUGCUACUGAAGAAAGGAUUACUCAUCUUUUUAGUGAUGAUAAUCCCAAUGCUUGUUCUAUUAUGUGAUCCAACUUUCAAACUUUCUUUCUUGGAGUUUAGGAAUUUAGUAAAAGAAUAUUAUUAUACUAUGUACUUGUCCAUGUCAUUGUAAUUAAGAUCUGGCUAAGGUAGAACUAAUAGCUUGAACGAUGGAAUAUUAAGCUUCCUUUUUUUUGUGCUUUGCUUGAAUUUGAAGAAGCAAAUAUCUAUUAUUGUCUACCAUCUUUUUGUUUCUAAAUUUUGCUAA
This is a messenger RNA of Solanum stenotomum, 720 nucleotides long. Its product is annotated as heavy metal-associated isoprenylated plant protein 21-like. The record is from RefSeq and is a predicted model, not a curated record. Bases 54 to 500 code for a protein of 148 amino acids. Gene Ontology annotation, molecular function: metal ion binding. The transcript has 3 exons. NCBI's taxonomy places the organism in Eukaryota, Viridiplantae, Streptophyta, Magnoliopsida, Solanales, Solanaceae.